GUCCUCGUGCCCUGGGCCGCCUGGGUCGGUCUUGGCGCGCUGGGGGUGUUGGUAGCUGCUCCCUCUUGUUCUCCGGGUCCGCGUCGUUCACGGUGGCCCCGGUGGCUCUCUGGGUCCGCGUCGUUCACGGUGGCCCCGGUGGCUCUCUGGGUCCGCAUGGUUCACGGUGGCCCCGGUGGCUCUCUGGGUCCGCAUGGUUCACGGUGGCCCCGGAGGCUCUCUGGGGGCGCUGCCCUGUGGCUCCUACGGCCCGGGGGGAGGGGUGCCCUGUUGGCUUGGCCCUGCCUUGCCGUGAUUGCUGUUCUGGACUUCGGGGUCCUUCACACUUGCAUGUUUGAUCAGGUCUCACCAGCUACUGCUGAGUCCCAUUUCAGCAAUUGAUGGGACCCACCAGAAUGUGCUGAGAAUCUCUCCAGUCUCUACCCUAAACUCAUUCUCUCUUGCACUAGUAUCCUCUUCUGGCCUAUUCUAUUCUAUACUAUACUAUCAAGACAUCCACAAUUAUGGUGCUCAGUACCGUUUGUUUAAUUAUUUAUUUAUUGAAUCUCUUUUUCUUUUGUGUUGGUUUGGUUUUCUUUUUUCAAAAUUUUUUUUUAUUGAUGGACAGUUAGUAGUUGGGAAUAAUACACCACCUUACAAUCUUUAAUUGUAAUAGCACCGCCUGUUAAUUUCUAUCCCUGUUCGUCCUGUUCGUCCUGUCCAGUCUUUGUUUCCCUGCACAUCACUGAGGUGUAGCACUGCCCUCCCUGGCUCAUAAUAGGGAAUUCUAAUAAAGAAUGUCUGCUUAGCUUUCAUGGAGGGCCGGUGAUGGUCACACACAUGCACUAAAUAUGAAAAUAUUUGGCUGCAAGACUAAAAUAUGCAUCAAUCUCAUACAUUGUUGACUCCCCUUUUGUGGAGUUAAACAAUGAGAACAAAUGCAGACAAACAAAAAAACAAAAAAAAACUUUAUUGUCCCAAAGGAAAUUUGUCACACACAGUAACUGCCGUUAAAAUACUUCUCACAGUGCAUAAAUACAGUUUUUAAACUUCCCAGAGCAUCCAGGACCAAAGGUAGAGCACUGGCAGGAGGUGAUGUUCUUCCCGGACAUAACAGCGGAGCUUCACUUUAAGUGAUAUUGAAGAGGCGCUGGAGAUAUGAUGUGAUUAUGAAGGUACCACAGACAUUAUGAGGAAUAGACUCUGAACUAUGCUCAAUACCUGUGUUUAUGUACAUUUUAGUUAUUUAUUGUAAUUUAUAGUGUUAUCCAUGUCAUGGGAUGUUUUGAGCUAUGAUUCUUUAUUCAGUUUUUUUUCUUUUCCCAUUUAAUUAUUGUUUAAAAAUGUUUACUUAAAUAUUUAAUUUUUAUUUUUAUUUGAUUAUUACGUUUGAUACUGCCAUAUGUUCUUGUUGCGGGACUGUUCAGAAUUUGUUUGUAUAUUGUAAUAUAUGUCCAGUGUAUAAAUACAUAAAAGCAAUAAAUGCAUGUUUAAAAAAAAGGAAACUAUUUUCUCUGACUUGCAUUUUGCUGUUUGUUUCAAGCAGCCCAUCAGAUGGCAUCGUGGAGCCAGAUAUCCAGAGCCAGAAGAUCUUCAAGUAACAAUUAGUGACCUCAAGUUCAGGCUCAGCGACAGGGUGUCUAAAUGAUCAGCAGUCAUUGUGUAACCUGAAGCUUACGGGUUCAGCCGCGAUGACACCAAGCAUUAUUAAACGUUGCACAAGACACUAAAUGCAUUCUUGAGCACAUUCUGUAUGUCAAGUCAGCAGAUGCAGGUUAUUCUAAAAAAUGAAAGAGGAAGAGGACAAGCAGUUGCUGCUUAGCCACUUAUUAGACUGUGUCCUCUUUUCAUUAUUAUUCUGUGGUGUGGAGUUAAAAAAUUACCAGCUAGGCCAUGAACCUGCCACUAUGUGGGUGUGUUUUGGUUGUAAACACAACCAAUGAAUUGUAAUAUCUGCUGCACUUUGUCACCACAGAGGAUUUGUGUGUUUGGUCAGCCAACACUCACCUGAGUUUUCUCACCUUUCCUGGCAGAGCUCACCUGGAGGCAGGGCUCAAAGCAGGACACAGCAGGCAGGCCAUGGUUCUCCCAGAGCUGGACUGGUGACUGCGGCUCUGUUAACCUAUACUGGACUGUAGAGGAAAGGAAUGGCACUGUGAGAGACAUUGAGGAUGGCCAGGAGUUGAACAUCACAUGCAUCCCACAUCUGUCUCCCUAAAUACUGUGUUGUCCACAUUGUCGCUGCCCAUGGUGCUGAAUCCUGUUUGUAAUACGACGAUGACACUUCGGAGAUGCAGGAUGAAAAUGCGGCGGCACAGGGUGUUCUUGCUGUGCACGGUGGGUCUGUGCGUCAUCUCCUUCCUCCACUACUACAAGGCCCUCCACUACGUCUCCCUGCUACGUGAGCUCUCCGCUCCAUACCCCAACAUCAAGUCCUUCAUCAUGGUCACCGGCUUCUUCUGGAGGGAGAAAGGUGUGGCUACCACCCCGCUCAGCCCAGCCUCCCCCGAAGAGGCUCCUCCCCUACCUGUUCUCCGCCAGUCGGACACCAAAGCUAGAGGGAUGGCGGGUUCUGUAGGAGGUGGCGGAGGGGGAGGCCUGGGGACUGGGGGAGUCAUGGUUGUAGGUCCUGGAGUCAUUGGCCAUGCGGGGCUGGAGAUGAGGCAGAGGGAGGAGCCGGCGCCUCCUCACCCGUGGGAGAAACCAGAGGAAAACCAGCUGGGAGAGGCACCAAAUGAGAAGAGAGCUGAAGACCACUUGAAUCUGCGGAACCCAGCCCAGCCUGCCAGGCCAGACCCCCCAGAGGUACCAUUAGCAGGAAAGGAGCACGCAGUGGUGUUUGCCCACGAACAACUGCCAGACCCUGUGGAAUCACUGGGUGACCUCCACACCCGUACUCACCAGCUUCAAGAUGACAAAACACCUUACUUUGUCCGCACCAAAGCUGGAGCCCUUUGCUUCAGACAAGGGACGGAGGUGGCCACCCCUAAGGAGUACUCUGGAAAGCCAGGAGGUGCUGUGGCUAAUGGAGCCGGGGGAGCUGGUCGAGCUGGGGCUGCCGGGCAACGGAAACCUCUGGAGCUCCAACAGCAAUCUUCCAUAGCUCCGAAAGCCAAGGUGAGGGCCAGGGGCAAUGGGAAGCGACUGGUCAAGUGUGUUUGUCGGCCGGGAUGGCAUGGACCUUACUGUGGGGUUCCCACCAUGGUGUACCAUUCAAAUCUACCAACCAAGGAGCGACUCACACCCAGAGAGGCUCCACGGAGGGUGAUCAAUGCCAUCAAUGUAAACCACGAGUUUGACCUGCUGCAUGUACGCUUUCAUGAGCUCGCCCAGGCCGUAGACCUGUUCCUUGUAUGUGAAUCCAACUUUACUGCAUACGGAGAGAAGCGGCCUCUCAGUUUCCUGCGGCUCCUUCUCAACGGCACAUAUGACUACAUACGACACAAGAUCCUGUAUGUGUUCCUCGACCACUUCCCAGAAGGCGGUCGGCAGGACGGCUGGAUUGCUGAUGACUACUUGCGGACCUUCCUGACACGCAACGGCAUGUCCAGGGUGGUGGGCGCAAGAUCAGACGACGUCUUCGUCAUCAACGACGCAGAUGAAAUCCCAGCACACGAGGGCCUCCUAUUCCUCAAACUGUUUGAUGGUUGGACAGAACCUUUCGCCAUCCACAUGCGCAAGUCUUUGUAUGGCUUUUUCUGGAAGCAGUUUGGGUCUCUAGAAGUGGUUUCAGGCUGCACGUUGGGGAUGCUCCGCGAGGUCUAUGACGGCGAUGGUAUCAAACUGCGCCGUCGUGAAUAUUACACCAUGCCGGGUUUCCGUAAGUAUGAGAAUGACACGGGCCACAUCCUGGUGCAGUGGUCGGUGGGCAGCCCUUUCCACUUUGCUGGGUGGCACUGCUCCUGGUGCUUCACACCUGAGGGGAUCUACUUCAAGCUGGUGUCAGCGCAGAACGGAGACUUCCCGCGGUGGGGCGACUACGAGGACAAACGUGACCUCAACUACAUCCGCGAUCUGAUCCGGACGGGGGGCUGGUUUGAUGGCUCCCUGCAGGAAUAUCCUCCCGCAGACCCCAAAGAGCACAUGUACGCCCCCAAGUACAUGCUGGAGCAUUAUGACAGGUACCACUACCUCCUGGAGAACCCUUACAACAAAGCAUCCAGACUGAAUGAGCGCUAGAAGUUCAGUUGGGGGAAAAGCAAAUAUGUGAAAUAACUAGUAGGGUCCAAGUAAGGCCUCUGCACUGAGUUUUUGGGGUGGGACGGUACUGAUGAUUUACAGCUCUUGUAGGAGCAAAACUAAAUGUAUCUCCGCCAGGCAGCACUGAUGUUGCAGGUUUAAAAUCUCUUAAAAAUCAUUACUUUGGGGUCAAAAAAGGGAACACUGAAUCACAUCCGCCAUGGAUCUACAGAGAAAGCAUCGAGAGGAUACAAGCACUGGAUAAACAAAAUCAUAGAUUUCCUCAUUCCUCCCUUUUUGAGGGAGACGCCAAGCAAACUCUUUCUGCCACGCCGCCCCUGUCCUCCCUUUCUUCACCCGCCACUUCGACACGCCUGUUCUCUGAGAGAAAGGGGCAGCUUCAAUGAAAAGAUAUUUUGCAGGCAUGUGGAACCUGUGGAGAUGAGAAACUUGUGACGUGAAGGACAUUUUUUUUUCUGUCUGUGUUUACUGAAGUUUACAGACCGGCUGACGUUCCCUCUUCACUCUCUACCUUCAGAUGUCUUCCUGUCAUAUUUGGUGACCUACUUCCAGAAACAGACUCAUGUUCAGAUGUUACAUUUUUUCUUGGGUCGCAGUAGAAAAUUACAGCUCCUGUUUAAACCCCCUGCUGGAGUACCAACCGCCAAAUGAAAGGGAAUGACUCAGUGGAGGUGUUUCAGCUCAUACAUAUACUCACAUUCAUCUUCAUGCACCUUAGAUCUGUCUGUGCGUUUGUUAAAAAAAACUUAAAAAAAACUAAAAACAAAGGUGUGCUUGGUCAGUCUUUGUGUCAGAACGUGAAGUUUUGGGCUGCGAAGGAGGCAUAAAAUCAGCUAGCAGAAAUAUGGGGGACAGACAGUGAAAUGGGAAAACAGGUGGCAGGAGAAACACAAUGAUAAUGAAGGAGGAAGAGAGCGGUGGUGAUGGAAAGGAAAGGAAAGUGUCUGCUGACCUACGAGUAUUGCAGGGAUGAGUGUGCAGUGUGUGAAUGUGUGUUUUCCAGAGCUCACAGACAGCUCUGGAUAAAUCAUACCCCGUCGAUGGCAUCUGAGGUGGUUAUUGUCAUUAUUGUUUGUCCGAUCUGAGAACAAUCCAGAGCAGUUGGGGAAAGAUCAUCCUUCAGUUUUCAUCUCUCUGACUAUCCAGCAGCUGGGAUAACUGUGUUUCCUUGGAAACUACAGUAUGUGAAACAGAGAGACGGGAUGAGUGUUGUUAAGAUGAGUGGGUGGGUUCACAUCAGGCGAGGAGCUGCAGUGUUCAGACGAGGUCAACCCCAACUGUGAGUCCCCUUGAUUAAAUAUUCUGCUUUCUACUCAGCUGCCACUAACAGACAGUCUAAAAAUGACUUUUCUAAGCUUCUUCUUUCUCCCAUCCUCUCUUUAUGCAGGCAGUGUUGCUCUUCCCAGAGUUUGUGUUUCCUCGUAAUCCCCAUUAGCAGGGGAUAUUUUGUUCACUCCUCAUUUUGCUCAUUAUUUUUUCUCCAACGAUUCUACCUUGUGUCAAAAAUGGUGAAACUCAUCCUGUGACUUUCCUUCAGUGAUGCGUUCACAGACUUACACUGGCUCUCGCUCCUUUUAGAGUCUAUAUCUCUUUCAUGUUAAUCCUCACAAGAAUGUCCCAUUUCAAUAAUGGGGCUUUGUUUAUCUUUUCUAUGGCUCAUUUCUCUCCUUCCGUCUCGACCGGACAGUUCAGCCGUUACAAUGCCUUCAGUUUGCCCACAGAUCACCAUCAUCUGAACAUUUAGGCAUGGGUUCUCUUGCCUCUUGCUUUCUCUGUGCGGUAGACAGCUGGUGAAGUGUCGAGGUGCCUAAAUCCCCACCCUGAAUCGUUGGUGGCAUUAGUUGGUGAUGUCUCAGACAAUUUGGUGAGCAUACUUCUGUGUGUGGUUGUGUGUGAUGUGGGCUGAGGCCCGCAGGGAGCUGCGUUCCAUUGUGAUGGGCAAGGAAAAUGUAGCAGCAAUGUUUACAAUGCUACAGAGCAGUAGAAAAAAAAGGCUGUACAUGGAGCAGACAAGUACCGAUCAAACAACAGUGCGUGCAUUGAUUUUUCUCUUAACUGCAGGUUGACUGUAUCCGCCAUCUGCUUCUUCAGCGCUUGUCUGGGCUUUGGAGAUAGCGUUUACCUCGGCUUCGGGCUAGAUGCUGUUUCAAGGUGAAGAUAUCCUCAAGAGGAAUAAAAAGUUGUAGAGGUGCCAGGAUAGGACUGAAAAGAUAUCAAAACCGUAAGAUAAAAGUUUUAUGUUGUACCUUUAAUUCCACUUACAAACAAGACACUGACAGAGAUCGUCUCAGUACAGAACGCUCUUUUUUCCACCUGCUUAAAGUGUCCUUGAAUCAGACGUUAAAGUUUCUGUCUUUUUUUAGAUGUUGCCGAUCUAAAACCCUAAAAGCCUCGGGUUGAUAACACAGUAACAAAACUAAGAUUUAGCCUAACAUGUGAAGCAUUUCUGUCCCUCAGUUCACCACCAUGCUGGCUCUUCAUGGCUGUAAGCUCUUGGUGGGAAAAUGAGAUUAAGCAACAGGCCGCUGACAGUUGUGUCGGCUCUGUGCUGCUGCCUCGAUGGCAGCGUGGUCUGUGGCAGCAGCUGUUAGGGGUUUGGUGUUGGUGCUGAGAGCCAAACUGCCAUCCAAACCCAGAGGGGCUGCACAGAAAUGAGCUUUAAAUAGGAUUUGACAUGAGGCAAGAAAAUAAGCGACAACAAUGCACCAUUUCACACUCUUUAUUUCUGAAUUAGAUUUUCUACCUUUUAAAAAAUAAUGAUUGAUCACAGCUGAUGGAACCAAAACGAAACAAAUGAUGAAUUUUAAAGAGAGGUAGACAACUUGGGUCCUGAGUUAACACUUUAACAGAGUGGAUGCUUUAAAGAUAUUAAAUCAUGAAUUCAGGCAGUGGGUCAUUUUGCAUUAAAGCACUUCAUUUUUAUCUGCUUCAUUUUUUGAUAAUUUUGUGGCACAUAUCCAGGCAGGGGCACAUCCCCUGCUGAAUUAAUGAAUACUUUUGAGCUUUUCUAGCAAAAUAUCAUAGAUGGAUGUUUUCUGAUGUCAGCAGUUAACACAAAACUGACCAAACUAGUCUUAUUUGAAUUACGCCAAACAAACAAUUUUCAAACUUACAAACUUCCCUCGGACUUAAAGGCCUCAAACCGCAGCCAUUUGCACACUCACUCUGUCUGUCUUUCUUGGAUAAAAAUGAGUUCACUCUCACAGCUCCAUACUGCCGUUUGCAAAACUAAGUUUGUGCUUUAAAGUUAAAUGCCAUCUCUGAAAUGUGACCACAGGGGUGUCGGUUUAACUCAUCAAGAACUGGGGUGUGUGUUUGUGUUUAAUCCCUGCCAAGAGGCAUUUAACUGAAGUUAACUCCCAGCUCUCAGCCUGCUGCAAUCAGGCUGUACAUCUGGUGAACGGUGUGUGUGUUUGUGUAUCCACACAUAUGCUCCACACUUUAAAAUCAUUUCUGUAUGUGUGCAACAGACAGAGUGACUCAUGCCAGAUAAGGGUGUCUGGUGUGGUAAAAGACAAGCCAGGUUACUUCUUACUUGAACUGUUUCCCUGUUAUCGCCAUGGCAACAAUCCCCCUGAUGAGUCCCUGAGAUCCCCGACAGCCUGAGGUCAUCAACCAGGAUAGGAGGAGAACAGGAUAAGAGGUGAGGGAGUGCAGAGGGCAUACAAUUGGAGAAAUCACAGCAUAGUUUUCCACUUAGUUCCACCGGCAGAACCUGACCUGAGUAUGAAAUGCAAACUCUGUCAUUGCUCAGUCAUUUUCAGUAAAUGUCACAGCACUGCAGAGCUGAGAAUAGUCACACACACAGUGUACACAAUUGCCCUGCACACACUUUUAUUUUUCUUACUGUUUGUUUUUGUCUUUUUGUUGAUUUGACUGGCCCAUCACAGUAUGCACACAAUUUGCAUGAGGAGCAGAAAAGGUAGACAGGAAAAACAUGUUUUUUUUUUAGCAUAAGCCAGGAAUGAAAUGAGAAGCAUUUUUUUGGUCUGAGCAAAAACAGAAACACAAAUAUACAAAAAAAGAAGCAGUCCUUUCUCAUACAAAGCCAUCGCUUGAUAUAUGAAGAGUGGAAUCCAGAAAGAGACAUUUAGGAAAUAAUCCUUCCAGCACCGCUCCCAGUGACAGUCUUAUUGGAUGAAGCCUGGUUAUGACACAGGGGAGGGGAUGGAGGUAAUAAGCUUGACCAAACGGCUUUGAUUUUUUACUUUGAUGAGGGACAGUCAUCACGGCGAUGAAAUGAAAACCGUCCAAAUGAAGGGAGCAGCUCAUCUCCUCUGUAAAAGAAAAUCUAUAAACCGGUGACAGUUUAAGUAAAGAUGAGGUUGUGAUGUUGAAAGACUGGAGUGGUGUCUGUGCCGCCUCGAUGGGCGUGCAAUGGAUUCAAAGAGGCUGAUAUCCAAAGAGGAGGGUCCGUCUUGCUCAAGGACACUCCAGCAGAUUGUGGCCACUUAGAAAGUGCUUAAAGUCUGACAGAUUCAUGUUAGCAGACAGACCAAUCGCUGCUGACCUGUAGCUUGCUGUCAGUUUUUGUCAUGAUCAAACCUACAAUCAAUAAAACAAUAACCAGGGCUGUAGUGGAGGUUAAAUGUGUAUAAACGCUAUUUACCAUCACUUAAAUUCUGAAGCAGAAUUCAUACAGCUCUGCCUCAGCGUUUACACAGACUUUACACCUGUUAGUGCAUGAAAACUAGGCUUCCUCUCUGUUUUAAUGUGGAACAUGGAUCCCUCAUUCAGCACCAUAUUAACGCAGAGCCACUAUGAGUCCAACAUCCGCUUGUUCUACACAAGAAUGAAAACAAAUGCACCUCACAUGCUAAAGCUAGCAAACUGAUCGUAAAGUCUGCAGUGCAACUUUUAUGGGCAGAGCAUGAUUUAGAGUUCAGAGGAAAGACGUUUGACAUCUUUGUUAUAUAUAACAACCUGUCAAAGGAAACACCACAACAUAGGAAGAAGUAAGAAACGUGCGUUUUUAAAUAAUGUUUUUAACCAUUCAGUUUAUCUGCUUUAUUGCUGCUUUGUAGAUUGAGUACUGCUUGAUGGACAGUUUUCAAAACUGGGGCUGCAACAGUGAAAUUAAAUGAAGCCACUCUGAGGGGGCAAGAAAACGUUUAAGGUCUAACUUAUUGAUUUUUUAAGACAUCAUUUAAAUGCAAGCAAACACUUGGUUGUAACCUGCUAUAAAAUGACAGAUAAAUCUCUUACUAAAGGGACUAACGUUAUACAACAAACACGCAUUUACUGUCUUCUAAUUUUGUUUAAACCUCUGAACCUCUAGCAGUUUUUGGGCAUUUCCUGCUUCUGUCACAUUAUACUCACUCUUAUAUUGACGUUAAUCAUAAAAUACUAAUAUAUAUAUAUUGUUUUGAUUAUUUAUUGCACAAAAAGAUGUUUAAAACCUGGAUGGAACAUGUACAAUUUUGCCCAAAGCUGUUACCAAUACUGAAAAAAUGGGUGUUCCACAUACUUUAUUUAAUUACUUCCAUCUUUAAUUUGAUUUCAGGUUUGUCUAAAUACAGUCUGCAGUUCAGCUCAGUUCAGCUGAAAAGUCUCUGAAGCACAGAAUUUUUCUGUUUUUGCAACAUCUGCUUUGAGUAAAUGGUUCAUUUUUGAUCCAUUGUUUUUUACAUUAAAGUGAUAGUGAUUAAAUAUUUUGAUUGCUAGCUGAGAUUUGUUCCUUGACAGAAAAAAAAUCUGAUAAUUCUUACUGUUGCAGUUUAUUUAAAUUGUGUUUACAUUAGAUAGAUAGAUAGAUAGAUAGAUAGAUAGAUAGAUAGAUAGAUAGAUAGAUAGAUAGAUAGAUAGAUAGAUAGAUAGAUAGAUAGAUAGAUAGAUAGAUAGAUAGAUAGAUAGAUAGAUAGAUUAAACCUUUAUUGAUCCCACAGCGGGGAAAUUUACAAUUUAGUGUGUUUUAAAGACAAAACCGACAAAUUGAACAAAUUACUUUCAAAUCAGACAGUUAUGCUCCUCUAUUACAAUCAAAAUGCUGAUCAGAAUUAAAGAACAUACGCUGCAGAUGGGUUUUCAGUGCAUCCUAAUCAGUGUCCAUCAUCAUGAGGUUGUGAUAGAGGUAGGCUUUACGCUUCCUUUAUUUCUACCACUACAGCCCUGGUAAUAAGCAGUCUUUAACCACAGCAGCCUUCAGGAUGUCAUAGUAUUUUCAGCGUUUGUGUCGUUUUACCAAAGAUACAAGCCUUGGCUCUUAAUUUGAUCCAUUUUCUCUGAGCUGCUCGCUUCAGUUGAUUAGAAUAGAGGGAAUAAAUUAAGUGUAAAAUGCAGAACUGUAAAGGAGACAGAGUGAUACUGCUGCAGACAGGUUUGGAGUUACGUUGCUAGGUAACAGCACGGUGCUGGCUUUAUUUGCUUUCAGUUAUUGUUAUCAGCGAGAGGAAAUAACCAUUUGGAAGAUCUGUGGUUGAAAGUUCAGUGGUCUAAACUUAGAAUAACAGCGCUGUUAGUUGAUGUUUUCUGAAGAAUCAUUUCCAUCAUUCUGCGAGGGUUGUCACAGAUAAAAUCAUCAGUUCCGUUUAAUAUUUUAUUUGGCAAAAAUUAUAAUUUAUUUGAGAACAUAUCUUCACAUGAUUCACACACCUAAAGGCUUAAAUGGGCACCCCAGUGAUUUAGUAUUGUACUUCCCAUCAAAACACAUAAUUGGUGCAGCAGGAGCAGAGAUAGCCUCCAAACACUGGAUCUUUCAUUUCCCACAAUGCAACUCAGUUACAUGUUUUUACUUCUCUGCCUUGUAAAUACUCAGUGCCACCAGUUUACAAAACAAGUUAUUUGUUCUACAUUAUAAAUGAAAGUAUUCAAGGCCAAGUCAAGUUAAUUUCAAUGACAUCACCAUGGCAUCAUCGGGGCGCUGUGGUCAGACAUAAUUAAACGACAAUAAAACUGGUGAAGUCGCUCUUAAUUCUAUCUUAAAAAAGCCCAGAAAAAUCUGAAACAUCAGUCUAAAUAGAUCACUAUCAGACCGCGGCCCAUUUUCCAGCACGCGCACACUAACCACCAGCACAUGUUGGGAGCGUUCAGCACGUGUGUGUGUGUGUGUGUGUGUGUGUGUGUGUGUGUGUGUGUGUGUGUGUGUGUGUAUUCUGUACAGAUGUGUUUCUGCAGGCCUGCGUUUCCCCACCAUCGCCCCCCAUCUGUUGUUGUGCUCACAGAGUAGCUGACUGGCUGCUUGUCCACGGGGCUUACAUGCCUUCACAGCUCUGGACCCCCGCCAGCCCUGUGGCUUCCACCCAUUGAUCUUUUCCAAGAAACAUUAGCGGCAAGCAGGCCGGAAAUCAAAGAGAGGAGGGUGUGGGGGUGCAGAGGAAAGAGGGAUCCCUCUUUUUUCUUCUUCUUUUUUUUUUUUUUACUUUGUUGUCCGUUUCUUUCUUCUUUCUUUUUGAUGGCUCCUUACGUGGCUCUUGAAAGCGGCAUGGCAAAGGUGUACUGUCUUCUUUGCUUCAUGUGACUUUUCAACUAAUUCAUUCUGAAGUCCAUAACUGUGAAGAACAUUGUGGCUAAAUCAGGCUGAACACUCCACAGCGCAUGUCUCCCAUCAGGCUGUCGUCUUGGCUGUAAACAUGUUGUUAUUCUCUUCAUGCUAGUGACGGAAAGCAUUCACAUCCCACAAACUGAGCAAUCGCAUUUACUGCGACAGCUGCAUCGAUGUGUCACCGCUGAUUGGAAAACACUCAGUCUCCGACCACAAGCAGUGCACCCGAACAAGUGCACGGCCGAAUCCUCUUUUCUGUGCUUAGUUGGUGCUUAACGCCUGGAUCUGUUCAUAUUACACGUGUUGUGAUGCAAAUAAGUCGUGCUCAAGGUUCAGUCCACCCAAAUAACAAAAGUGAAUCAUUUUCACACUUCUUUACAAUGCUACGUUUCUGAACUUAGUUUCAUCUGCCUAGAUGUUGAGAUAUGAUUUUAUUUUCCUGUCUCCACCCUAAUAUAAUAUUUCUAGUGGUUUUCCUUCAAAAGACUGUCUACCAAAGAAAUAAUCCUUAUGACAGCUGCAGACAGUGUGUUUUAUGGAUCAUGUGAAAUAAAAGAGUGACUGUUUUUGUUUUUUUUUUUAGUUUUUGUUUUUAUGAAACCCACAACAGAUAUUCCAUUCUCUUUAAGCAUUCAGAGUUGGAUGCUGAUAUCUCAGAACCUGGCUAAUAAAACCAAAACCAUCUGAAUGGCUAAAUAUGACAGGUAGCAAAUAAAUACAUUUGGCUGAACUAAUCCUUUAAAGCAUUAAAAAGUGGUUCUUCCACUGAGGAGUAAAACCUUCCUUUUGUUUGCAGUCUUGCUAAUGAGUAAAUCAAUUGGCUGCAGUCCAGUUUUGCUCAGAAAGAGCAGCCAAACUGUGGAAAAGAAUUUUCUCUAUCACACAAUGAAGCGAGCGCCACCUCAGCAAAGCGACUAAUUCAGUUAAGCAGCAGUUUCAAAGCAGCGCUGCAUGUGAAAUAGUGGAAACAUUUGUAAUAAAGACCAGGAAGCGCUUCUGUAAACAUGUCAGGCUUUAUUGCACAAAUGUGUCUGGAAUGUAUCUGAGAGAUGUGUGUCAUAACUCUUGUGAAUGCCUUCCAGGACAGAUUGCCGGCUUGGGGGUAGGUGUGGGACACGUCUGGUCCAGGAGUCCACAUGUUGUGACAGGGCAGAUCAAAAAGAUGAAAGUCGGUGUAGCAGCGCGGAGACAGAUGGACGCUGUGACACAUACGUUCACGAAAAGUCAGGCAAACAGACAGGCUGACACCUGGCUGCAGAUCAAAUGCCAUCAGAAACUGGAGGAGAGGGAUGAGUGUUUGUGUUUGUGUGUGACAGACAACAAGAUGUGGCCAAAAGUAUACAGUCGUCUCUGUCAGCACAUGGUCUGGGUUCGGCUCCUUUAGUUCCAAAUACGGGAAAUCUUAAAGCCCCUGAAACCCAAACUAUUUCUAUAUCAUGACGAUAUAUGCAACAGUCAAAGUAAACAUAUGAAUAGGCACUAUUUAUUAAGAAUCUGAAACAGCAAAACUCAUCGGAUAAUUCUAAAUCCUGACUGGUGAAGAAGUAUAUGACAUCACUUUUUCUAACUUAGUCCCACUCUGUUCAAGCCAGUAACAAAACCUGAAAUAAACUAGAAGAAACAGGAAUUUUCCAAAACUGUGCUGACGUUGGUAGAAAAUAGUGUGUCUAUGCAUAGAAAGAGGCAGAUUGGAAAAUAAAUUUGAGCAUUUAACGUACUAUUUUAGACUGCAGCCCCCACACAGAGAGGUGUAAUGUUUGGUCAUCUGUAUGCUCUUGCCCAUGUUUGUUGUGUAGGUUGAUUCGUUUUUGUGCGGUUUGCGUGCAGUCGGCUUUGUAAGUCGAGGUUCCCUGCAAUUCUCAGAAACUUGCCGCUCCUUUGCAGCCCAACCUGAGUUGAGACAGACACAGAGAACGAGGGUGACUGGGUUAGAAAAAAGCAAAUGAAGGGGAGGGGAGACUAAGGGAAAAACCUCCAGACGGGUUUGAAUUCCCCACAAUCAGAAAGAGAGACCGAGAUGGAAAGAGGGAGGGAGUGAUCCUUACAAUCACAGACUUUCCACAUUUAGAGCGUCUCCCCUUUUUGUUUUGGUUUGCACUUAGGCUUUUAUGUGAAGUCAAUCGAUGUGUCUUUCCUUUCUGGGGUUUGGUUUUAAAAGUUUUAAUAUUGCUUUUGGUGUAGGUCUGAGAAACAGAGAGGGGCAGGUAAUGAGUGUCUCUGUUUUUCUAUUUGACUUUGUUUUUGUACUUUUUUAUUUGUAAUUUUAUCCACUUGGCAGCUUCAUAUUUACUAUCUUUUUAAGGCGGUGAGUGUGUGUGUGUGUGUGUGUGUGUGUGUGUGUGUGUGUGUGUGUGUGUGUGUGUGUGUGUGUGUGUGUGUGUGUGUGUGUCUGUCUGUGUCUGUGUGUGUGUGUGUGUGUGUGUGUGUGUGUGUGUGUGUGUGUGAGCUCACAAGUACUGUCUCAGCCUACUGCUAGAUAGACUUCUACUCCACCUCACAGAUCUUUUACCUCCUCCGAUGACGUAAAGGGGACGUCAUACUGUGGCGGCCAUCUUGUUUUGUUGUUUUUGUGACAUCAUCUUUUCCUCGUGACCUUAACAGCAUCACCUCUUGUUCUGAUAUAUUCUUACACUGUUUUUCUUUGAGGUUUUUUUUUACGCACACAAGGCAGUUGCAGUCACAGAUAACCACACACACAUGCAUACAUUCGCACAAUGACGCACAAACACAUACACACAGUGCAGUCUGUUUUUUUUUUUUUUUUUUUUCUUUUUGGUCUGAUAGCGGCCUUGUUCUCUGCUGGUCAAACAGUCAGACUACUGUAGGCGCUCUGUUUGAGCCCUCGCUGUUAUGUGAUCGCUAUGAAGGCUCACCAUUGUGUGACCAAAAAACAUUUUUGUCAUCGUUCAGCUACUCAGAACCAGUUAGGGCCGGAGUCAUGACCCGAGAGCAGCCCAGGAUACAGAAGAAGAAAAGAAACUGCCAUUUUUGCCCUCCUCUUUUCUUUUAGUCUUCUGAGUCUGUCACACAGCAAAGUGGUGCUGGUUUGAUGCUUUUCCGUGCUUCUGUUAUCACUGAUAUCCUCUGUGUGUUUUUUCCCCUCCAAAUAGACAAAGAUGUCAAAAAACUAAAAUAUAUAUAUUUGGGAAAAAGCUUUUUAUUUGAGUUGCAUGCUGAACUACACAGAGUAAUUCUGCCUGUAAAACUAUGACUUGCACCUUAUUGGAGGGAUGUGCUUUUUUUGGUUUUUUAAUGCAUACAUAAAUAUAUAUAUGGGGGAUGUAUCAUGUUUUAUUUUUGAUUUUGAUAAAGGAUGUAAUUGUUAGCUAGUCAGGCAAUGUAUGUAUCUUAAACAGGGUUCUGAUUUUUUUUUAAAUGCUUAAUAAUGCUGAGUUUCACUAUAACUGAUCAGUCACUGGUUUUUGUUGUAGGACGACUUCACUAAGCAGAAACUGAUCCUGGUGAGCAUGAAAAAGCCCAGCAGAUUUCCAAAAAUAUUUGUUUUCAAAACAGGAUUUUUCAGUCUUUACUCCAUAAAACUGGGAAUUCUUUGAUUCUUUAAGAUGAGACACAAAUUGACAAAGUGUUUAUCCAAGAAUAUUGAUGAAUUCUCUGCCAACUGGAGAAUUCUGCUUUUAAGAAUGAAGUAAAACAAUCAUGGUGACAGCUGCCGCUUAGUGAAGCAUCGUCUGCAUGUCCUCAUACACACACUGGCCUGUCCUCACACGGUGACCACUAGGAGGCGAUCUGCUGGUCCUCCCAAAUACCACAUGUCCGCACUCACUUCCUCCGCCUUCCGUCCAGCUUGUCCUUGGAAAAGGACAAAAAACACUGACAAAAGACACCAUGUUGUUCACACACAGACACACAACAGUACAGUCUUGGCAGAUGAGUGGCGCUCGGUGUGGUGCUGCCACCCGCUCUAAUGUCCCCAGGGCAGAGUACUGUCUGCAGCCAAUUAACCAACAGGGCUGUUUGCCAGUUCCAUAUCCAUCUAAUCCUCUCCACCCACCCGCCGGUUUGCUGAAUAAGCCCUCCACUUCUUUAUAGACUUUGUUGUGUUAAAAAGAGAAAAAAAAAUAAUACGGUUUACAAUGGGAGAGGGAUAGUGAAAGUAGGUUAGUUGUUUUGGUGUAUCUCUAUUGGAUAAAAUCCUGGUGGAACAAAAUGGGUUGCAGCACUUUGUCUUUUAUUUUAUAAAUGGUGAGAUCACACCAUUCCCCCGUAAAAAAACAAAAACAGUCACCCCUUUUCAGGAACACAUUUCCAAAAGCUAUCAAGAGCAGAAAGAGGAUUACUGGACAUUACUGUUUUAUUUUUGACAGUGGCAACAUAUGAGCGAGCCCUGCUACAUAUUGUGAUAUCAUACAAUAACACAACCUGUAUCCCCUGCCUCCCUCUGUCCCCAUGCACUGAUAAUGAUUGUAAAUGGUCGCAUAGUUUUAUUUUUUAUAUCAUUGUUGGGGCUUUGUUUUGUUUCUGGGGUUGUCUUUUUUUUUAGUUUUGUGCUGUUAUUUUGAAAUGGUUUGAUGGGUCUCUGUGGGGAAGAGUGUGUGUGUGUGUGUGUGUGUGUGUGUGUGUGGGUGUGUGGGUGGGUGGGUGGGUGUGUGUGUACUGUAGCUUACUGUAUGUGUGCGUGACAGACGAGUAAAAGAGAUUGGAUGCGUUGUUUAGUGGCUCUGUGUUCAGCUCCCAGUACACAUCAGCCCUUUGCCUGUGUUCAUCAUUGUGCCAGUGUGUUCAGGUGUUCCCUUGCGCCUACAUUCGUUCAUCCAAAUGAAGAGAAAAGCAACUGGAGAUGAAGAGGAGAAGGCAGACUGCCUUUUCCCUCAGGGGAAAAAAAAAAACACAUGCGAGAAGAUACUUUUGAAAAAAGGAUAUUUUUCUCCUCUGUGGGGUCACAAAGAAGAGUGUACAUUUCUAAGUUAACUGAAAAUGAUGAAUAAAAAAAAUCAUUUGUUCUCAAUAUGAAUGGCUGUAUGUUAACCAUGAACAAAAAGUAAUGAGUUCUAUGACAAAGACAUAUAAUAAAUUAAUUUUAAAAUUUUAA
Amphiprion ocellaris (clown anemonefish) is the source of this 16709-nucleotide messenger RNA. RefSeq names its product beta-1,4-mannosyl-glycoprotein 4-beta-N-acetylglucosaminyltransferase b (gene mgat3b). Gene Ontology annotation, cellular component: membrane. NCBI's taxonomy places the organism in Eukaryota, Metazoa, Chordata, Actinopteri, Pomacentridae. The transcript is spliced from 6 exons. Gene Ontology annotation, molecular function: beta-1,4-mannosylglycoprotein 4-beta-N-acetylglucosaminyltransferase activity. The coding region runs from base 2173 to 4158 and encodes 661 amino acids. Gene Ontology annotation, biological process: protein N-linked glycosylation; N-acetylglucosamine metabolic process. The record is from RefSeq and is a predicted model, not a curated record.